UUCCAUCAGAUGCAGCAGUGGAGUCAAGUGCACAAGACUUAUCUGAGGACACGAUCUGGACGAAAGACUUCGACAAUGGAACAUCUUGCAUCUCAAAUUCUUGCAACAAUCGAAAGGCUGGGAGAGCACAUAUUGGAGCACCCUCUGAGUUUAACAGAUUUGGACCGGAUAAGCGACGGUGCAACAAAGUCUGCAAGCAGGGAAACGUUCAUUUUGGCUGAGCUGAUUGAAACGGAAAAGGCUUACGUGCGAGACCUGCGAGAGUGCAUUGAUACUUACAUGAGGGAGAUGUUGACCCAAGAGGAGGAGAUCCCUGCAGGACUCAACAAUAUGGAGGACGUCAUCUUCGGGAACUUGUUGGAGCUGUAUGAAUUCCAUCAUAAGAUCUUCCUCAAGGAACUGGAAAAACAUGAAAGCGUCCCUGAAGAUGUCGGAUGUUGCUUUGUCAAAUGGGCCGAGAAGUUCCAGUUAUAUGUGGACUACGGCAAGAAUAGUGACACGUCCACUCGGCUCAUCCUGGAGCAUACUGUCAACUAUUUUAAUAAAAUUCAGCGGAAGCACGGACUAGCAUUCUCGUUACAAUCUUUCCUGCUUAAGCCAAUACAGAGAAUGACAAAAUAUCCGCUCCUGUUAAAGAAUCUCCUCGAGUGCUGUGAAGAUGGGAAAGGAGUACUCAAGGAAGCCCUGGAGGUGACUCUCAGCAUUCUGAAGAGAACCAACGAUGCCAUUCAUUUCUCCGUUCUGGAAGGUUUUGAUGAGGGCGUUGAAUCCCAAGGUGAGCUGCUCCGACAGGAGUCGUUCAAAAUGUGGGAUUCAAAAUUGCCAUUUUGCAGGGGGAAGAAUAUACAACUCUUUCUCCUGAAAAAUUCCUUGCUGGUCUGCAAGGUGGUCAAGGAUCAGAAAGGCAUGACGAAAUAUAUAUACAAGAGAAAACUCAACCUAGCUGAUGUAAAGCUGACAGAAAAUCCUCAGGGAGACCCUGGCAAGUUUGUUCUUUGGGUGGGCCGUAACUUGAUGUAUAGCAAAAGAAUUGUUCUUAAGGCGUCAACUGUUCAAACCAAGCUGGACUGGAUCGAGCAUAUCCGGAAGCUAAACAAGGAGCACGCCCUCCACCUGCCGGGGACGCUCAAACAGCCGAUCGGUAUUCCUAAAGCCAUCACAGCAAAGCUCUACAAGAGGCAAAGGUGCAGGGCGUGAACUACAGUGGCUUCGAUGAUUCCAUCAAAGUGGCUCGGCGUCCUUUUUGUUGUUGUUUUUUGCAACAUUUGUGAAUAUAAUUUCUUGUACAUAUUGUAUAUAGUUAUGUAUUUGAUCAAAUAAAAUUUCAGCG
Molecule: messenger RNA, 1330 nt
Organism: Corythoichthys intestinalis (scribbled pipefish)
Lineage: Eukaryota; Metazoa; Chordata; Actinopteri; Syngnathiformes; Syngnathidae
Product: triple functional domain protein-like
Exons: 12
Coding region: 10-1197 (395 amino acids)
Biological process (GO): axon guidance
Cellular component (GO): cytoplasm; extrinsic component of membrane
Molecular function (GO): guanyl-nucleotide exchange factor activity
Source: RefSeq, a predicted model, not a curated record